CACGGUUUUUAAACUUUAUUAUUCCUAUUUCGAAAUGUCAUAUUUUAAACUUCAGUAAAAACAAAGCGAUUUUCAAUAAGACAUUUUUAGGCCAUUAACGUUAUCCAUAACGAUACGAUCUCAUCACGAGUUUUUUUGAACGAAAAAUUGUUUUAUGACAGCUAAUAUAUUCCCGCAUCUAUUAAAUUGUUUUUUAAAAGAAAAUAUUAAUGUAAUAAUUCUAGUUUUAUACGAGACGAUUCAAAAUUCUCCACAUAAAACGCACUUGUAAUACACAGCUUAACAUCAGAUGUGUUAACACGUGUUUGCCACAAGUGGGAUGUAUGCAUUUAUGUUCGUGCACUUAAAUGAUACUAACAUAGAUCAUAUUCUGUGACUGUAUAAAAUAAAAUACGCAUCUUGGGGGCCAGUUUACCGGUAAAAAUAUUGGGGAGAUAUAUCACUUAUAAAUCGCCCGUUAAAGAUUUUGAAAUGAAGCCACCUGAUAGAAAACGUCACUUCAGUUCUUGGCAUAUCUUAAUUAUUUUUAUCAUAGUCUAUAUUAUCAACAGUAUAUGGUACAUACAACAGUUUAACCCGACGUCUCAACCCAAGCCUCUUCCUAGCAUACAUUGGUGGAAAAAAUCUUACGAGAAUUAUAAUUUAACUUAUAUUAAUCUUACAACGGAUUUUGAUACGUUAAUAGACUACAAAGGAUUUAAAUUUUUGCUCAACAGCCGUAAAUGCGAUGAUCAACCUAAAUUAUUUCUUAUUAUAUUUGUGCACAGUUCUCCGACUCACUUUCAGAGAAGAGCGACCAUACGCUCCACGUGGGGAAAAGAUCGUACCGUGGCUGGCAAAUCUGUCCGUUUAGUGUUUAUGCUUGGUACUGUAAACGAUCUUCAACUACAACAGAGCAUAAUUAGAGAACAGCAACUCUUUGGUGAUUUAGUUCAGGGAAAUUUCGUGGACAGUUAUCGCAAUCUCACUUAUAAACACGUGAUGGGACUUAAAUGGGUUACUUAUUUUUGCCGUCAGGUGAAAUAUAUUUUAAAGACUGACGAUGACGUUUACGUGGACAUAUUUCAAUUUAUUAGUUACCUAUACGCAGCAUUUGGAUAUUUUCCAUCACCAAAUUUAAUGAUGUGUUUUGUUAUUCCUUCCCCAAAUCCAAAGAGAAGCCAACGUAGCAAGUGGAGAGUUUCGUUUAAAGAAUAUAGAAAUCAAAAAUAUCCACCGUAUUGCUCGGGAUGGGCCAUUGUCACGUCACCCGAUGUUGUUUUUCGCCUUUAUAUAGAAUCCUUCCGUGUUCCAUAUUUCUGGGUGGAUGAUGUCUACGUAUCGGGGAUAUUAGCUCAAAAACUGAAUAUUCACCAUAUUGAUCUGACUUAUAAAUUAGCUAUCACUAACCAAAAAAUAACUCAGUGGCUAGAGGACGAUAAACUCAGUCUUCCUAGUUUAUUUGGCUAUCCAGAUAUGGACAUUUCUACAAUUAAUGCAUUGUGGAAGAAAACUUUGCACUAUUACAUGAACAAAGACAAACAGAUUUUACAAUAGUGCCAAAUUUUCUUCCCUUCUCUGGAUGACUUUUUUAUAAUUAAAUUUCAAAUUUAACAAUAAAUUUUUAUUCCAUGAAUAUGAAUAUCGUAAAAAAUUCUGGUGGUGCAAACUACAUUUUGAUGUCUGUACAACACAGAGAGACUUGUAUAAUUAAAAAAAAACACACACUUUUCCAGUCAUAAUAUGUACAUUUUAUGUAUAUACUCUUUCAUAUACUUGUAUAAAAACAUGAAAUUGUUAAGUUAAUAAAUAUGUUUUGUUUUUA
This is a messenger RNA of Centruroides sculpturatus (bark scorpion), 1804 nucleotides long. Its product is annotated as beta-1,3-galactosyltransferase 5-like. The transcript has 2 exons. The coding region runs from base 472 to 1536 and encodes 354 amino acids. Gene Ontology annotation, molecular function: hexosyltransferase activity. NCBI's taxonomy places the organism in Eukaryota, Metazoa, Arthropoda, Arachnida, Scorpiones, Buthidae. The record is from RefSeq and is a predicted model, not a curated record. Gene Ontology annotation, cellular component: membrane.